AUGACUUCAAUAUUUAAAGGCGCGACCCGGAGCAGCAACUCUGCGAAUUCUAUUAAGUCUAUCAACUCGCUUCCACGCGCACUUACCACCAUCCCCACCAACACACCACGCCAGCGGCGCACAAUCACCACAUCUGCAUUCAUACUAGGCACGUCAUGCGCACUAAUCGGAGGAUAUGCGAUGGGUGCGCUGCGACCGCCGCACGCUCUCGCAAUGCUCUACCCCGCACCUGCUCCUGGGCCGCCGUCGCCGCUGAGCGAUGCUGGCCAAUCGCACACGCUAGCGCUAGAAAAGGAGAUACACCAACUGGCGCAUGUUCAGGCCUUGAAGAGCGAUAGUGAUUGGUAUGAGUCCCGUCCCUAUGCAGCGAUGGAGCAGAACCGGGUAAUAAACACACUCACAGCCGGCGCUCUCCGUUCACCGGGCCGGUUGGCUAUAGCGCCGCUGGUACACGCACGUCACGAUGACAGCGAGGCUGUGGUCACCCUCCAUGUCGGCCGCGGGGUCUGCGGGCAUGACGGUAUCGUGCAUGGCGGCCUAAUCGCAACGCUGUUCGACGAAAGCCUCGCAAGAACUGCCCUUCUCUCGCUGCCGGGCAAGACUGGCGUAACUGCUACCCUCAAUAUCAGCUAUAGAGUGCCCGUCAAGGCGGACCAGUUCGUCGUUAUUAGGAGCACGCUCGAAAAGAGGGACGGCAGGAAGGCUUUUGUUAAGGCUGAGCUCUCGGAUUUGUCAGGAAAGGCGCACGCUCAGGCUAAUGCCCUCUUCAUCGAGCCUAGGUGGUCCUUCUUGGCGGAUAAAAAGAAUAUCAGGAAAGCGUUAGGCACAGAGAAGGCCUAG
Molecule: messenger RNA, 840 nt
Organism: Wallemia ichthyophaga EXF-994
Lineage: Eukaryota; Fungi; Basidiomycota; Wallemiomycetes; Wallemiales; Wallemiaceae
Product: UPF0644 protein PB2B4.06
Exons: 1
Coding region: 1-840 (279 amino acids)
Source: RefSeq, a predicted model, not a curated record